This is a messenger RNA of Daldinia loculata, 566 nucleotides long. RefSeq lists its product as uncharacterized. Bases 103 to 405 code for a protein of 100 amino acids. NCBI's taxonomy places the organism in Eukaryota, Fungi, Ascomycota, Sordariomycetes, Xylariales, Hypoxylaceae. The transcript has a single exon. The record is from RefSeq and is a predicted model, not a curated record.
GCCCGCAUUCCCGGCCCUCCUAGUCGCGGGCGGACCAACUUUGCCAGUGGGCCACCCCCGGUCCUGUUUUGUUUCCAAAUUCUUAAGACUUACCAUAGUUAAAUGCCGUGUUCUAGACUGCUGAGGCUACCCUACCCGGCCUUGCCACUGCUUGUUGUUCGGAGGGCAGCAGCGUGGCCACCAUCUACGACGUUACAACAGCGAGUGACAAGACAGAGAAGUGAGACAGCCUCCUCCCCUCCCCUUGUAAGAUUAUAUAACCAGCCGGACCAAUCGCUGAAAAUUAUCAUCUCGGUUGAAAUAGAUUACCUCUAUUCAACCGCACGGGUAACUUUCCCGUGUGUCACUCUCUAUUACGAGCCUUUGCUCCGGCUGCUAAUUGUGAUUGAUUAUGUGACUGUGUAACGAAGUGGCGGCCAAGGACAAAACCGUUGGGCUGUACGUGAUGGUAGUGGGCCUUACCGCGGAUGUAGACUCCCAUCCCGACCCUUGCUACCCGGUAGAGCAUCUCGCUGCCAUUAUCUGUCAGGUGACAUUUCCUAGAUCCUUUUCUAUCUAAUAUGAUG